Penicillium cosmopolitanum is the source of this 3117-nucleotide messenger RNA. RefSeq lists its product as uncharacterized. The record is from RefSeq and is a predicted model, not a curated record. NCBI's taxonomy places the organism in Eukaryota, Fungi, Ascomycota, Eurotiomycetes, Eurotiales, Aspergillaceae. Bases 1 to 3117 code for a protein of 1038 amino acids. The transcript is spliced from 3 exons. Gene Ontology annotation, molecular function: ATP hydrolysis activity; ATP binding.
AUGCCAGAAGAAGAAAGUCUAGCUUCCGACUCUGAAUCCGAGGUUGAAAAUGCUGGUCAAUUUCCAAGUAAUUUGAAACCGUGGGAAGUUGUACAAUCUCAAAGCGUUUCACAGGAGAGACUUCAUAUCUAUGUUCUGGAGAAACGACUAGCUGCCGUCGAAGCAAAGCUUUUGGAGAACUCGAAAGAUAAAAGGCAACUAACCGACAAGGAAAUGGCUAGCAGCCGAUCAGUCAUACGAAAGAAAGCCCGCCGCAUAUCGAACCCCUCUUCUCUACCAACGCUUUCCCAGGUCGCAUGGCUCAGUUAUGAUGCGUUCAAAAACAAUUUUAGAGACGAUGAGUAUCAAUGCGCAAUCGAAGUGCUCAGCGCAGGGUUUGAUCUGAAGCAAGAGAUUGAAGAAAUUGGUCCACAGAUCUCUUUUGACCCAACCAAUAAUCCCACGCUCCCAAUCAAUCGUGGCAAACCGAGGCGAUCAGAAAGAUCUACGCCCUCAAGCGUGAGAUCUGCAUAUAGAGUGCGAAUCCGAUCUCCAUCUCUUCUCCUCGUUCUUAAUAAAGUCAUCGGAUACGGCAGAAUGGACUGGACAACAUUUGCACGCCCUUUCAAGCCAUUGAUAUUUUACCAUGAUGCCAUGAAAACUAAUCUUUCUGACCUGGAAGCAAAAUGGGGCGAAACGGAGCGCAACCAACCGGCCGAACACUGGUCUAUUUUGAGAGGAGAAAAAACAGACCAGAGUGCAUUGGAGCCAGGGAGCACGAGAAAGAGAAAUUCAUCUACCGUGUCCGCGGACAUGAUGGAUAGUGUCGAGGCUCUACGGGCCAUGAGGGUCUACGUCGAAUUUGUUGAGAGCGAAGUGAUUCCUCUUUAUCAUCAAUUUGAUGAGCAAAACGGCAAAGUUACUCCGCACAGAGUCAGGUUCGACGAUCUGUGGUAUCUAUUUCGCCUGGGAGGGCUCCUUUUCAAUGCCAAUGCCGCGGACCCCACAAAUGGCAAGGCAAGGGGUAGAUCUUUUCGAAGCCGACGGGUGAUGAGAGUAUAUUCGAUCACUUACCCUGACCAUGGUACGGAUGGGUAUUCCCAAAAUGACAAAGUAUUGAUCAGGUGUUACUCGAUCGAUCACAACGGUGAAUCAUACAUCCCAGUGAAGGGGAAAGUGACGAUCCCGUACUUUGAAGGAGAGAAAGAUAUACAGUCGCUGGACAUUUAUCCUGUUAGAUUUGCCCAGGACCAUCAACGGAUACUGCAAGAGUUGGAUGACCAAGGGAGACUCUUUCAGAAGUGCAUUUCCGAAAAGUAUUUGUCUUACAAGGGCUGGACUAUUGGAGACUAUGACUAUCCGGAAUACAUUGACAGUGAUGUGAUCGUCGAUUUUGUCGAGGCAUUGAAAGCACAUCCCCGCUGGUCGACCAUUUCGCAUAUACCAGCUUUGCACGAUGGCGAGGAUAACCAUUCGGUUAUGGCUGACGAUGUUCUUGGAACUAUCUGGACCGAUAAAGAGCGGACACAGGUCGCAGCAAACUUCCAAGAUGCAAUAUAUUCGGGCGCACCCAUUGACACGAAAGAAAGAAAUGUGAACCUCAAAACCGACAAAUUCCUUAGUGGGCAAAGGGAGAGACGCAGGAAUCCCGAUGGAAUCUCGAGUGACCGUAAGUUCGUCCCAGUGGAUAUUCGAAAACUCAGACUUGUGGUAGAUCAAGGCGAGCAAUUUAAGAAUGUAUUCAUUGCGAAGGAGCACAAGAAGAUGAUCAAUGCGGUGGUUGAUUCACACUUUGAAAGGAAGAAGAUCGAGAGAGACCCGAAGAUGGCAAAUAUGAGUCAGGAUAUUAUUCAGAACAAGGGAAGGGGACUCGUCAUCUUACUGCAUGGUGUUCCAGGGGUUGGAAAGACUUCCACGGCGGAGGCUGUCGCCAAUGCAAAGAGAAAACCCCUCUUCAUUAUUACAUGCGGUGAUCUUGGAUUCUCUCCGUCUGAGGUGGAAUCGUCACUGAAAGAAAUCUUUCGACUGGCCCAUCUAUGGGAUUGUGUUCUGUUGAUGGAUGAAGCAGAUGUGUUUCUGUCACAACGGUCGACCUGGGAUUUGAAGCGGAAUGCUCUGGUAUCAGUCUUUCUUCGUAUCCUGGAGUAUUACAACGGUAUCCUAUUCUUGACAACGAACAGAGUCGGAACGCUUGACGAAGCUUUCAAGUCUAGAAUCCAUGUCAUCCUCUAUUACCCGCCACUGAGCAAGAACCAGACAGAGGGAAUAUGGCGAAUCAAUAUAAGGAAACUGAAACAGAUUGAGGAAGAACGGCACAUCAUACUCGAUACCGGCAGUGACUCGGAUGAACUUCCCGAAUUACCAUUGAAAGUCGACGAAGAAGAGAUUCUGGAUUUUGCACUCAGUCACUGGCAGCAGCAUCAAUAUGGCAAGGGAAGAUGGAACGGAAGACAGAUUCGGAAUGCUUUUCAAAUUGCGGCGGCGCUGGCACGAUUCGAAAUGCGCACUGUCGCGAAAAAGCGCGAGAUGGAGAAACCCCCCAACACCCCCUCCGAGGCGUUACAAGGUGAGCUAAAGGCAAGGCAUUUCAAAGCUGUCGCAGAAACAAGCCACCACUUUGAGAUGUACAUGAACGAAACUAUGGGAAAGACGGAUGCCGAAAUUGCGCUGGAACAGGGGAACCGCGCUGAUCAUGUCAGUCGGCUCAAACAAAAAAUGACCGAAAAGCCCGUGAUACAGGAGCAUCUGGAUUUUGAUUACUAUGAGGGCCACUCUGGGGGUCAAAACAAUUAUCGAGAGGGUCGGUCUCUACCUAGGUCUUCGAAUACCACAGGAUGGGGGUCUCAGGGAUACACGACUUUGCGACAAGGCGUGGAUGCUUCAAUAUCCUUAGGAACCCGACCUGAAAUGACUAGAUCCAGUUCAUCGGAAGCUUUCUUGUCAUUUAAGCGUCAUGACAGGUCCGAGAGUCUUCACUUGCCUAAGGAUACUUUAAAUGCCUCUCCAGGCCGCCCUCACCCAGAAGCAUUGCGACCAGGAUGGCCAUCUGACUCAGAUUCGAAGACUAAAUCACAAAGGAGGAAAACACAGCCGGCCAUUAGUGGAGCCUGGUCCGGUCUUGAGUCGGAUUAUGAGUGA